Molecule: messenger RNA, 1698 nt
Organism: Saccharomyces mikatae IFO 1815
Lineage: Eukaryota; Fungi; Ascomycota; Saccharomycetes; Saccharomycetales; Saccharomycetaceae
Gene: PHR1
Product: deoxyribodipyrimidine photo-lyase PHR1
Exons: 1
Coding region: 1-1698 (565 amino acids)
Biological process (GO): entrainment of circadian clock by photoperiod; circadian regulation of gene expression
Cellular component (GO): nucleus; cytoplasm
Molecular function (GO): DNA binding; FAD binding
Source: RefSeq, a predicted model, not a curated record
AUGAAAAGAGCUAUAACAUCUUCCUCGAAAGUAGGGGCUUACAAACGUUCUAAGUUGGACAUAGAGCAUGACUUUGAACAAUAUUACUCGGUAAACAAGAACUACUAUCCAAAUCCUAUUACUAGGAAGGGCGCAAAUCAAUUUAACAAUAAAUCCAGGACUAAACCGAUAGAAAUCCUCGAAGAACUGCAGAAAAAGCAGGAAACGUCAUUUGAGGAUGUCAGCACUCUUGUGCAUUGGUUUAGGAAUGAUUUACGUUUGUAUGAUAAUAUAGGACUAUUCAAAAGUAUAGAGUUAUUCCAGCAAUUGAAGGUAAAAAACGAAAAUGCCAAACUGUACGCGGUUUACAUUAUCAAUGAACAUGACUGGAGGGCUCAUAUGGAUAGUGGGUGGAAAUUGAAGUUUACCUUGGAGGCAUUAAAGAGUUUAGAGAAAUCUCUUGCAGAGCUACAUAUACCUCUAUUUGUAUGGGAAUUCUACACAACUGAAGGAACUAUAUCUAACUCAAAAAAAUUCGUUGAAUAUUUCAGAGAAAAAUGUUUGAACUUGAGCUCUGGAAAAUCUAUGAUAAUCACUGCUAAUAUUGAAUAUCAAACAGAUGAACUAUAUCGUGAUAUUAGGUUGUUAGAGAGGGAAGACCAAAGACUACAACUAAAAUUUUAUCAUGACUCCUGUGUAGUUGCUCCCGGUUUACUUACCACAGGAAAAGGUACUAAUUAUUCCGUUUUCACUCCAUGGUAUAAGAAAUGGGUUUCUUAUGUAAACAAUCACAGGAAAACUAGCUCUGAAAUCUGUCAUAUCCACAAAAUUGAACCAUUGAAGUACAACAAAGUGUUUAAACUGCAACCGUUCCAGUAUUCCUUACCGGAUGAAUUCGUUCAGUAUAUACCCAAGUCGAAAUGGCACUUGCCAGAAGUUUCGGAGAAGGUAGCUUUAUCUAAAUUGAAUGAUUUUUUAAAGAUAAAAGGUUCCAAGUAUAACAACGAAAAGGAUAUGCUUUUUUUGGGUGGCACUUCUGGACUAAGCUCUUAUAUAACUACUGGUGUACUUAGUACAAGAGUGGUAGUUAAUAAAUCCGUUCAAGCUUGCAACGGACAGAUUAUAUCGAAAGGGCUCAAAGAUAAUACCUCCACCCAGAAUUUUAUCAAAGAAGUUGCGUGGAGGGAUUUUUACAGACACUGCAUGUGCAAUUGGCCGUAUACGUCUAUGGGGAUUCCUUAUCGAUUAGACACUCUCGAUAUAAAGUGGGAAAAUGAUCCUGUGGCGUUUAGGAGAUGGUGUAUCGGUAAUACGGGCAUUCCUAUUGUGGACGCUAUAAUGAGAAAACUAUUAUACACAGGUUAUAUCAAUAAUAGAUCUAGAAUGAUCACAGCCUCUUUUCUUUCCAAAAACUUAUUAAUUGAUUGGAGAUGGGGUGAGCGCUGGUUUAUGAAGCACCUAGUAGAUGGUGAUUCAUCGUCAAAUACAGGUGGUUGGGGAUUUUGUUCUAGCACUGGAAUUGACGCUCAACCAUAUUUCAGAGUGUUUAAUAUGGAUAUACAAACAAAAAAAUAUGACCCAGAGAUGAAAUUCAUCAAGGAAUGGGUUCCCGAAUUACGCUUACCGGAGAGUCAACGUUCAACCAAUUAUCCUGAACCUUUAGUUGAUUUAAAACAAAGCAGAGACCGAGCUCUGGAAGUUUAUAGAAGUUCAUUGUGA